AUGGAGUCUACUCAUGAGCCUGCUGACCCCGUGGCCAAAGGAAUUUGGCCAACAGCGAAGCAAUCCUUCAAAGAUCUCUUCAUAUGGAAGCAGCGUGUAGUAGUACGCAAUGAGUAUGGCGAGGAAGCUGCAGAAUGGCAGAAGCCAGUACCGCUCAAGAACCCAAUCAGUUUGAUGUCUCAGCUUUCUGCCAAAGGCUGGCUCUUCUUCUUCGUUGGUUUUGCAGCUUGGAGUGCUGAUGCCUUCGACUUUCACGCUCUUUCCAUCCAGCAGGCUAAACUUGCCAAAUACUAUGGAACCACCAAGACUAACGUGUCCACCGCGAUUACUCUGACACUUCUUUUACGUUCUAUCGGUGCAGCAUUCUUCGGCCUCGCUGGUGACAAGUGGGGACGAAAAUGGCCCAUGGUCUUCAAUAUGAUCAUCUUGGGCAUUCUGCAGAUCGCCACCAUCUACAGUUCGACAUUUUCCCAGUUCCUAGCUGUCAGGUCCUUAUUCGGGCUCUUCAUGGGCGGAGUGUACGGCAAUGCUAUUGCAAUGGCUUUGGAGAAUAGUCCUGUCGAUGCGCGUGGAUUGAUGUCCGGCGUUCUUCAGCAAGGCUACUCAUUCGGCUACGUGUGUGCUGCAUGUGCCGUUCUUGGAGUGGGCGAUACUUCAGAUAGCUGGAAGACCGUCUUUUGGAUCGCUGCUGGCCUUUCCAUUGGCGUGGGAAUCCUAAGAUGCUUCUUCCCAGAUUCCCAACAGUUCAUAGAGGCUCGUAAGGCUGGAAAGAACAAAGCUCAUCCUUCUCAAUUUUGGAAAGAGACGAAGAUAAUGUUGGGCCAAGAGUGGAAGAUGUGCAUUUACUGCAUCAUUUUGAUGACAUGGUUCAAUUAUUACAGUCACACCUCUCAGGACAACUACACAACCUUUAUGCUUACAGAAAAAGAGCUUGGCAAUUCAGCCGCGACCCGUGCGAGUAUCCUCAUGAAGACUGGUGCUUGUGUAGGCGGUACCAUCAUCGGUUACAUCUCUCAAUGGCUGGGUCGCAGACGAGCCAUUGUCGGUGCUGCGAUCAUCAGUGCAUGUCUUAUUCCAGCCUGGAUUCUUCCCCACGGAGAGCGUUCACUGUCUGUUACGGGAUUCUGGAUCCAGUUCUUUGUUCAGGGAGCUUGGGGCGUCAUUCCCAUCCAUCUCAACGAACUGUCACCCCCUGCGUUCCGAUCGUCGUUCCCUGGUAUCACCUACCAGAUCGGCAACAUGAUCUCUUCUCCUUCGGCACAGAUAGUAAACGCUAUUGCUGAAAGCAAUUUUGUUACAAGCUACAGCGGUAAGCAAGUCGAGGCAUACGGCCCUACAAUGGGGAUAGCCACCGCGAUAAUUGCUAUCGGUAUUGCAGUCACAACUGCGUUCGGUCCUGAGAAGAGAGGUCGACACUUCGAGACGGCUCGUCCAGCUGGCAUGAACUUGGAAUGUGAGGUGGAUGAGCAAAGCAAGGAUAUCGAGGCUGGCUACGGCGCGACCGAGCAGGUAGAGGUUCCAGAGAAAGAAGCUCAAAAAGUCGCUUCCUAG
Phaeoacremonium minimum UCRPA7 is the source of this 1551-nucleotide messenger RNA. Its product is annotated as putative carboxylic acid transport protein. The record is from RefSeq and is a predicted model, not a curated record. Gene Ontology annotation, molecular function: carboxylic acid transmembrane transporter activity. Lineage: Eukaryota; Fungi; Ascomycota; Sordariomycetes; Togniniales; Togniniaceae. The coding region runs from base 1 to 1551 and encodes 516 amino acids. Gene Ontology annotation, cellular component: plasma membrane. The transcript is spliced from 3 exons. Gene Ontology annotation, biological process: transmembrane transport; carboxylic acid transport.